Molecule: messenger RNA, 768 nt
Organism: Octopus sinensis (East Asian common octopus)
Lineage: Eukaryota; Metazoa; Mollusca; Cephalopoda; Octopoda; Octopodidae
Product: vegetative cell wall protein gp1-like
Exons: 1
Coding region: 1-768 (255 amino acids)
Source: RefSeq, a predicted model, not a curated record
AUGGUGAGGCAGUGUGUCAACUGUGGUAAGUUAGGACACACUGCCAACUUCAAGGGUUGUCGUAAGUUCAAGGAGGCAACCCGACAGGUUGGUGGGGAUGUAAUCCCGAAGGUAAGUCGCCCCCCUAGCGUCGCGGCCCCCGCACAACCAACCGGCAAACAGGUAAAGCAGGCCAAACCUCCCAAGUCCGCUUGGGUGGCGAGGCCUGUGAAGCCUGCAAGCCACCGCACCCCUAGCGCCGCGGCCCCAGCGCCAAAACCUGGCAAACAAGCAAAGCAGGCCAAACCUCCCAAGUCCGCUUGCGUGGCGAAGCCUGUGAUGCCUGCAAGCCACCGCACCCCCAGCGUCGCGGCCCCCGCUCCACAACCUGGCAAACAGGCAAAGCAGGCCAAACCUCCCAAGUCCGCUUGGGUGGCGAAGCCUGCGAGCCACAUUGCUAGCGGGUCGGUACCGCCGUCGCCGACAAAGCCGGCAAAGCGGGUGAAAGCAUCCGAGUCAGCUCGGAUGCCGAAGCCUGCGAUGCCCUCCGAGUCGGCUACAGGUGACACCGCCCAGCAAAACCUGGGGGCGAAAAGGCUUCCUCCAUACGUGGAGAUGCCAUUGCACUCACCCCCUUGCGAGCGUGUGCCGCAGGACAGUGUUAGUCCUGCGGUGGAGUUAUGUAUACGCCUGAUAACACUUUGUAGGGAGAUGAAGUGCAGUGUAGCGGAUAUGCUACGCCGCAACUAUGCCGAGGCCAAGAAGAUCCUUGGCGAGGAGCCGAUAUGA